AUGUCAUACACUCAAGAGUCAUAUAUUAAUUUAAGAAACACUAUUCACCCCCAUGCCAUGGAUCAUGGCUUCAACCAAAGCCCUGUAAACAUCAAAUCCUCCAUCAGGCAUUGUUCAUCCCUGGGAGUACAAUAUUUGCUACUUGGUUGCUGCAGUUGGAUUCACUGCAGCAGUAGCAGAGUCCCAAGGUUGAGUCCUGUUGCCACUGUGGCUGGGCUGAACAGCUACAUGUGCCUCUCCUGCUCCUGCUCCUGGAAGUGCACACACUGGGAAGCACAAAGGAAGCUGGGCCCAUGGCCCCUUGCCAUCACCAGUAAGUCUACCCCUGGGUGGAUCAGCCCUUCUGGUUAAACGGGUCACUGCCCUUCCUCUUUGGGCCUUCCCCAUCAUCACCGAACGAGACUGCCACCGAGAUGAGUCAAACCGUCAGACAACAUCUGCACCCUCCACACAGCACGUCCAUGCGCUUGGAUAGUUCAGCUGGUGGGCUCAGCCCAGUUUCUUUGCUCAGCGGAAGCAAAGAAACCCUGGUUGACUGGGGGGCGUCUGGUAGCUGAACCUUUUCAGUGUCCCAAGCGCAGCUGGGUGAUCUGGUUCAUUUUUGACUGAUCCCAGAAGGUAGACAAGGCCUAUGAAGACAGCAGUGAGAGGAAGUUUGGCCUUGAAUGGAUGUACUCUACCAGGGUUUGAGAUCUGCUGACCUGGAGACUCUUGUAUAACUCCAUCCCCUCAUCAUCAGCUCUGGAUCUGAAAAGGUGCCUGAGAAAACAGCUUCAUUAGUAACCCUGAAGCACUCACUCAGUGAUGAAGUGCCAAGCAUUAGAGAGAGUCCGUGAAGAAAAGGAAAAGCAGGAUGUUGGAGCACGCUGACUGCAGGACAAGAUGAAGUUUCCGGCCACGUGACUUUCAGCUUACAUCCUGAGGUUCUGAGAAACCACAGGAGGCUGAGACCUAAAGGGAAGGUGCAGAGGCUCUGAGAGGAGAGGCAGCGAAAGUGUUGGACUGCUGGGCAGGAGGACAGAGAGCUUCUGGGACGGGUAAGAGUAGGAAGCCAAGGGCCACAUCAGAGGUGACAGAGGAGGGCAGAGGAGAGGCAGAGAAGCAAGACAGAAAGCAGGCACACCAAGAGCACAAAGGAAGCUGAAGAGACCCUGGGAGCCAGAAGCAGCAGCUAUGCCCCACAGCUCUGACAGCAGUGAUUCCAGCAGCUUCAGCCAGUCUCCCCCUCCCAGCAAGCAGGACUCUUCUGAUGACAUGAGGAAAGUCCAAAGGAGGGAGAAGAAUCGCAUUGCUGCCCAGAAGAGCCGCCUGAGGCAGACCCAGAAAGCAGACACACUGCACUUGGAGAGUGAAGACUUGGAGAGACAGAAUGCUGCCCUGCGCCGGGAGAUCAAGCAGCUGACAGAGGAAAUGAAGCACUUCACCUCGAUGCUGAGCUCCCAUGAACCGCUCUGCUCCAUCUUGACAUCCCCUCCACCGCCUCCAGAAGUGCUUUAUGCCACACACUCUUUUCACCAGCCCCACAUUAGCUCCCCACGCUUCCAGCACUGAGCCAGCCAGCAGGAGAGCAGCCUGCCAGCUCCACUGACAGCAAGAAGUAACUUUGUGGGGCUUGCUUUCCCAUCCAAGGGAAAGAACUGGACAGACGGACAUUCCUUCUUAAAGUAUGUAUUCUGAGUGAUUUGCCUAAGACUUGCUCCCUAUGCAGAAAUGGCAGAGCCACCAUGAGGCAUCUUUGGACAGUUUCCAGCUUGGAUUCUGGGAGGAAGAGGCAGUCACAAAAGGGCACCAACCCCCUUCUCUGGUCCUUGUCUGGGGAGACUCACAGGAGUGUGUAGUACUGGCAGCCUCCAUAAGAGCAGCUGGCCAUGGCAUGCAACAGCCAGACCUCCAGGAAGAGGAAAGGGAGCAGGGGUGGAGGGGAAGAUUGGGGGCCACAGAGUGUCAGGG
Molecule: messenger RNA, 1950 nt
Organism: Vidua macroura (Pin-tailed whydah)
Lineage: Eukaryota; Metazoa; Chordata; Aves; Passeriformes; Viduidae
Gene: BATF
Product: basic leucine zipper ATF-like transcription factor
Exons: 5
Coding region: 1174-1551 (125 amino acids)
Biological process (GO): regulation of transcription by RNA polymerase II
Cellular component (GO): nucleus
Molecular function (GO): DNA-binding transcription factor activity, RNA polymerase II-specific; RNA polymerase II cis-regulatory region sequence-specific DNA binding
Source: RefSeq, a predicted model, not a curated record